AUGAGUGUGUGUGCGUGGCUGGUGCUCCUCGAAAAUGUAGAUCGCUGUCCAUCUUCUUUUGUCCUUUUUGGGUGUCCUUUUCUGUGUCGAUCAUUGAGGGCAUUGAAGGAUGUUUCGUUUCAAAGGAGGCGGAUGCUGUCGCCAAGUGGCACUGCCAAGCACCUAAGGUAUCUCGUUCCUAUGUCGGAGAAUUUUGGUACAUUUGUUACGUUCUUUAUAGAUUCGCCAUCUUUUGAUGGACAUGGUAUUUUGGCCAAAAGUCUAUCCAAGUUACGUAGAGUAAAGAUCCUCAGCAACGCGGUGAUCAUUGAUCCCAUUUGGACAGCGUCGGAACGUGGCGGUUACCGGGUGUGGUUUGAUGGCCGUGAUGGCAUAAGUCGAAACGGUUUGUAUGUGGAAGUGAUUGACGGUAAGCUGACUGGCCGAGUGAAAUGUGACGAGAUGUGA
This is a messenger RNA of Colletotrichum costaricense, 447 nucleotides long. RefSeq lists its product as uncharacterized. NCBI's taxonomy places the organism in Eukaryota, Fungi, Ascomycota, Sordariomycetes, Glomerellales, Glomerellaceae. The record is from RefSeq and is a predicted model, not a curated record. The coding region runs from base 1 to 447 and encodes 148 amino acids. The transcript is spliced from 2 exons.